GGAUACUAGAUGGAAACUUAAGUUGUGCUUAUUGGUAAGAGCUGAAGGAUUCCUGACUAUAGAGUGAAUAAAACUCAUGGCCUACCAGCUAGAAAGUUGGGUCUCUCUGUGUUGCCUAGGCUGGCCUUAUUCCUGGGCUCAAGCGAUCCUCCUACCUCAGCCUCCUGAGCGCUGGGACUACAGUAUCCUUGCCAUGAAAAAGAGAACGUGAUAAGUUGUUCAACUUAUGAAAUUCAAGUUACAUGUGAAUUCUGCCAGGCAAUACAAGGACCUGUGGAAUAUGAGUGAUGACAAACCCUUUCUAUGCACUGCCCCUGGAUGUGGCCAGCGUUUUACCAACGAGGAUCAUUUGGCUGUCCAUAAACAUAAACAUGAGAUGACACUGAAAUUUGGUCCAGCACGUAAUGACAGUGUCAUUGUGGCUGAUCAGACCCCAACACCAACAAGAUUCUUGAAAAACUGUGAAGAAGUGGGUUUGUUUAAUGAGUUGGCAAGUCCAUUUGAGAAUGAAUUCAAGAAGGCUUCAGAAGAUGACAUUAAAAAAAUGCCUCUAGAUUUGUCCCCUCUUGCAACACCCAUCAUAAGAAGCAAAAUUGAGGAACCAUCUGUUGUGGAAACAACUCACCAGGAUAGUCCUUUACCUCAUCCAGAGUCUACUACCAGUGAUGAAAAGGAAGUACCAUUGGCACAAACAGCACAACCCACAUCAGCUAUUGUUCGUCCAGCAUCAUUACAGGUUCCCAAUGUGCUGCUCACAAGUUCUGACUCCAGUGUAAUUAUUCAGCAGGCAGUACCUUCACCAACCUCAAGUACUGUAAUCACCCAGGCACCAUCCUCCAACAGGCCAAUUGUCCCUGUACCAGGCCCAUUUCCUCUUCUGUUACAUCUCCCUAAUGGACAAACCAUGCCUGUUGCUAUUCCUGCAUCAAUUACAAGUUCUAAUGUGCAUGUUCCAGCUGCAGUCCCACUUGUUCGACCAGUCACCAUGGUGCCUAGUGUUCCAGGAAUUCCAGGCCCUUCCUCCCCUCAACCAGUACAACAGUCAGAAGCAAAAAUGAGAUUAAAAGCUGCUUUGACCCAACAACAUCCUCCAGUUACCAAUGGUGAUACUGUCAAAGGUCAUGGUAGUGGAUUGGUUAGGACUCAGUCAGAAGAAUCUCGCCCACAAUCAUUACAACAACCAGCUACAUCCACAACAGAAACUCCGGCUUCUCCAGCUCACACAACUCCACAGACUCAAAAUACAAGUGGUCGUCGAAGAAGAGCUGCUAAUGAGGAUCCUGAUGAAAAAAGGAGGAAAUUUUUAGAGCGAAACAGAGCAGCAGCUUCAAGAUGCCGACAAAAAAGGAAAGUCUGGGUUCAGUCCUUAGAAAAAAAAGCAGAAGACUUGAGUUCAUUAAAUGGUCAACUGCAGAGCGAAGUUACCCUGCUGAGAAAUGAAGUGGCACAGCUGAAACAGCUUCUUCUGGCUCAUAAAGAUUGCCCUGUAACCGCCAUGCAGAAGAAAUCUGGCUAUCAUAGAUUAUACUUUUUAUCAGCCAUCUUCACUUAACAUACAAUAUCCAUUUAUAGUAUUAGAUCCUAUUAUUCUUUCUUAGGUAAUGUCAGCAUUGUGCAGUGUUUUUGUUGUUGUGAAUCUUUAUAUAGUUAGUUAUGAAAAGGCUAGAACAGUGUUUAAAUCAUCUGAUUGUAAGUUCACUCCUAAAUGUUUUCCAAAAAAUGAGAUUUUUCUGUUUUCAGCAUUUUAGAGGUUAAUUGUGCUUUUUCCUUUCUAUAAUGUCCUUGUUAGGUAAGAUGCACAAUGUUGGAACCAGCUGUUACUCUUGAAUAAAUGGCCAAUUUUUGUCCAUUGCACAAAUUUGAAACAAAUAACAGAGUUGGGAAUGCAUUAGGCAACGUUCAUAAUAUAUAACCCACAGCUUUCAUUUUUAUGAUUUAGUGAUAUUUCUGGAUAUUUGUAAAUGUGAAGAUUGUUUCAGCCAUAUGUAUCCACUUCAUUUUAAUUUGCCAGUGUCAGUAAUUCAAAAGAACAAAAUGUUUUGUAUUGGAUACAAACAGUUCCUCAGGUGCUCACGAUAAAACUUAAUGGCUACCAUUUUUACUUGUAGUCAUUGUAAGCAGUUUCAUCAGAAUGGGCAAUAUUUUUUAAUUUAAAAAGAUUCAGUAGAUUUAGCAAUUCUCCAUUGCCAUAUAUAUUUAGGACACUAAUUUUUGUCAGUUUCGAUAAUAUAAAUCUGAGUUAUUUGAUAUCUAGUCAUUUUGACACAGGCCAGUGAAACACAUUGUAAAGUAAAUUGGAACCAUAUAGAAAUAUGUUUAGGAUUUAUAUUAACAAUGAUUGCUAUAGGGAUGAGGCCAUUAGGUUCCCAUCUAACUUAACAUAAUUUCCUGUGGAAGCUUCUGAGUUCAGCAUUAUGCAUACAUGAUUUUCUUAAACAGGAAAGUUCCCUUGAAUUUUGGUAGUUUAAAUGGAAUUAUACAAACGAUUCUAUAAAAUUAGAAAGUAACUCUUUUCUCAAAUUACAUUUAAUUCAAAUUUAUAUACAGUUUUUAAUCUUUAGUAAUUUAUUGGAUGAUUCUAAUAGUUUUGACUCUUUUUUCUAAGUAAUAUAGGCUCAACAAAUGUAAAGCAAUUAUUCAUUUUAACAACUGAUUUAUAAAGAUAUUUUCAGGUAUAUAGACAUGUGGGUUUAUCUAUGGCUAAAUGACCAAAAAGAUUAAUACAUUUUUGUGAAUAUUUUUUUAGUAGGUUAUGAGAAUGCAAGAAAUACAAAGAUAUUUUUAUUAUUUGGAAAUAUCUCUACCUUUAUUCCUGUCUAGUUGUUUAGGUAAUCAAAUUAUUAGCAUUUGAAAGAAAUUUUUAAGUGAUUUAUAUUUGCAGAUUUCAAACCUUUGAAAUAAAUCUAAUUUCUUCUGAGUAAUAGUGAAAGUAGUGAUAGAGAUUAAGUGAAUAUAUCUUGGAGAAGUUUACAGAUUUCACACUAACGUGUAGCACAUAGCAAUAUUAAUGGUGGUAAUCUGUAAGUCUUUCAAAACACUUAUGAAGGAGAACUAAGAUUUAGUAUAAAUUAAGGAAUAUUGUAAAAUCUUGCAGGUAAAGGUGACAAUAGUUAGUCAUAAGGUCUCAAUUUUAUUAACACUGUCUUGCCUAGUUUUAACACUGAAAGUCCUAUGUUACACCCUAGGAAACCCUUUAGUCAGUCAACUGUUGGUCACCCCAAAUGUUAAAUAAUAUAAAAUCAGAAUGAAAAUAAUAAUAAUAAUAAUACUUAUUUACUUAUGUGUAGUCAUCCAAGUCAGAAAAUUCACUAAGCAGUUGUAAAUACAAUUCUGGGUGGAGGUAAAAUCUGUGAUAGAUAUGGUAAGAAUUAAUGCCUUACAAGAAGAUCAGAUCACCUAGAGGUUAUGGAAAAGAUGGGAGGAGGUGAAGGAUAGAGGAAAGGAAUACAUUAUCAAAGGACAUUUUAUAUACACACACACACACAUAUACAUAUACAUAUGAGCUCAUCACCAUAAGUCCCAUUAUUUUGUACAAUUUAUAUGCACUAAUAACUGGACAUGAUGGCAUGGGCCUGUAAUCCCAGCCACUGUGGAACCUAAGGCAAGAGGAUCUCAAGUUUGAGGCAACUGAGUGAGAUCCUGUCUCAAAAUAAAAAGUGCUGGGGAUGUAGCUCUUUGGGAGAGCCACUGGAUUAAUUUCAUUACUGAAAAUAUGUAUAAACAUAGGUAGAGAACUUUUUAUAGAAUUGAAUUGUCUAACAUCUGGUUCCAUUUAGCUUACAAAGAGCUUAAAGUGACUCUUGAGUAUAGCAUGAUUUCUUGUGCUUUUGAUUGUACUGGUAAUUGUCUCCCCUCACCUUCUAGAACUGGACAUAAGAACAGAUAUAUCACAUUGCAAAGGUAUUUUCUAUGUAAAAUUUAUAAUUACACAAUUUAUAAGUAACCACUGAUUCUUGUCAGCUGCCUGAAGGUUUGCUUUACCUAGAGCAAACCUUUAGUGGAGGUCAGUACUCCUCCAUUACAAUUUACUAUUUCUGAGUCUUUGCCUCCAGUAUAUGUUUAGAUUUCUUUGUACCACUCAUCACCUAUCAAUCCCUUUGUUUUUGAAAGCUGCUAUAUCCUGAGAACUUAACAUUCAGAGAAAGGUCAGCCUUGUUCUGUUGAAGAAUAGUGGUG
Molecule: messenger RNA, 4176 nt
Organism: Marmota monax (woodchuck)
Lineage: Eukaryota; Metazoa; Chordata; Mammalia; Rodentia; Sciuridae
Gene: Atf2
Product: activating transcription factor 2
Exons: 14
Coding region: 227-1552 (441 amino acids)
Biological process (GO): regulation of transcription by RNA polymerase II
Molecular function (GO): DNA-binding transcription factor activity, RNA polymerase II-specific; cAMP response element binding
Source: RefSeq, a predicted model, not a curated record